CGUUAAUUUUUUAGAAACUGAAUGAACUUUGGAAGGAAUUUCUGAAUAUAAAUAUUAUUGCAUAAAGGUGAUUAAAAGCUUUAAGGUCUGAUUUUUUUUUUUUCCUGAUGGAAACAGGAUAGAUCGGCGCUGCUCUGCUUUAGCAAAGUGCGCAUUUUAUUCUACUUUGUACGCACAAAGGAGGUUCUGUUCGCCCCGCUGCAGGUAGAUAACUGUGCUCAGGUAUUGUAACACGAAACUCAACCACGUGACCAAUGGCGAAGUGAGGAGUAGACGAGGGGAAAAAAAGAGCUUUAGAUGAAAGACCAACUCAUAGGACAGCCGAGGAUGUAGUCUCGGGUACUUCAGGUGAGGCGGAAGCAGUUGACGCGUAAAGAAUCAACCUGUUCGAUGUUCCUCGUUUUGCCUCGACCAUCUGGAAGCAGUCGGAUGAAGGGUGUGUCUGUUCAAAUGGAGGCAGUAAAUCCUCACGGCGGCUGUCUGUGAAUGAAAUGGACCCAAGCUGAUGCCCCGACUGUACCAGUCUGCCCCCAUUUGGCCCUGCUGGUCACGGGUAGAGAUGGCAGCGUGCCUGGAUGUGCUGACCAUACCUGGAGCUGUGGUUGGGAGUGUUUUACUGCUGGUGCUGAGCAGUAAUCCUGUGUGGGGGAAUAUGACCUUAAGUGCAAGUGACACCCAAUCUAAUAACACUACAGGACCCAACAUCGCAGCCAUUGUGGCCCCUACAGUCACCUUGGGAGUGCUGGCUAUAGUCUCGGCUUUUCUCGUCUGGUUGUUCUGCGUGGUCAAAAAGAAGAGGCAGACCGAAGGGACGUACAGACCCAGCGCUGAGGAGCAGUCUGGUGCACGCAGCAUUGCCGCACCGGAUGCACUAAAAUUACCAAAGGAGGAAAGACUCAUUUGAGGUUUUGUGGAACACCUUGUAAGGACACAGGCUGCAAACACUUGCACGGCAGCCUUCCUGUGUGACGAGGCUCUCAGAUUGGGGCUUGACCACUGAGAGAAAACUGUCUCCAGGUUUAAGAGAGGACAAAGAGAGAUCUUUGAAACCGUACAACAUGAUGCAUUUUCUUGCCGCUCCAUUUCAACAAGCACUGAAUUGUUCUUGCUUGGUAAGCCGAAGAGAAGCGCCCAAAGGGAUUUUUCUCUGACUUUUAAGAACAACUGAACAUUUCAAAGAGGUCUAAAUGUUUAUUCUGCACAAGUUAAAAAAACAAAAAGCUACAGUAUUUUAUCGCCACUAAUGAUUUUAGUUUAGCGACACUUCUUUUUGCCAGCUGCCUUAAGUCCUAAUUACUUGCUGGAUUUGAUUCUGUCUAAAAUUUCAAUGCAAAAUCUGCUGACCUUUAACCUCAAACGUUUUGCGUUUUUAGUCAAUCGCAUUUGAAAAGGAAAGAGUUUCUAUUUAUGAGUUUAAUCAAAAGAUCUUAUCCUCGUGAAAACUAGUUUUUUACAAAGCUGCUCUGAGCUAAAAAAAGAA
Messenger RNA from Maylandia zebra (zebra mbuna), 1480 nucleotides. Lineage: Eukaryota; Metazoa; Chordata; Actinopteri; Cichliformes; Cichlidae. The record is from RefSeq and is a predicted model, not a curated record.